Messenger RNA from Liolophura sinensis, 1791 nucleotides. Its product is annotated as E3 ubiquitin-protein ligase TRIM56-like. The transcript is spliced from 3 exons. NCBI's taxonomy places the organism in Eukaryota, Metazoa, Mollusca, Polyplacophora, Chitonida, Chitonidae. Gene Ontology annotation, molecular function: ubiquitin protein ligase activity; zinc ion binding. The record is from RefSeq and is a predicted model, not a curated record. Bases 274 to 1791 code for a protein of 505 amino acids.
UCAUCAGUCCAACGACUAUAUCUAAGUUAUAGUCUGUGUGCAUGCUACACGCCUUUCCUGUCAGGAUGACACCCAUGUUCUGGUGAAACACAAUCUCUGGUCCUUCUGGUAUGCAGAGAAUACUACCCGAUUGUCAUACUAAAGAACUUUCCAGGCGUAAUCAUUCCGCCACGUGAUUACAUCGACUUGUCUGGCAAAGAGAAGAGCGCUCGUUGCUGCUUUUCCCUGGCGAUUAAGCGUUUUCCAACAGAACAAUCAGAUUAGACACCAAGAAUGGCAGCUUCUAGUUUGAAACACUUCAGCCGAGAGGUAGUGGAAGAAAAGUUCCUCACUUGUUCUAUCUGUCUAGAACAGUUCAAAACACCAAAACUUUUACCAUGUCUCCACACCUUCUGCCUGAAAUGUCUGAAGGAGCACGUGGAACGUUCGGUCAGGAACGGUUCGUUCCCUUGUCCCAACUGCAGACAACCCACUGAUGUUCCCACCAACACCGACACGGGCUUCAAGACCAACUUCUUCAUGAACAGUCUGCUGGACUUCUUCGCUGACACUGAUGCCGGCCACACUUGUUCAUUUUGCUUGUCCACAGGAAAAACAGAAAAAGCCGUGUCUAAAUGUAUCGACUGCUCGGAUUAUUUGUGUGAAAAAUGCACCGGGGUCCAUGGAAUGACACGACAAACUGUCAAACACAAAGUCAUUUCUAUUGAUCAACUCGUUAGAAGUGGAGUAGAUGAAGAAACGUCGGCGAAGGCGGGAUUCCCGUGCUCGGAACAUCCUGAGGAAAACGUUCGCUAUUACUGUACUGUUUGUGAGAAACCAGUGUGUCGAGAUUGCAAGGCAUUAGAUCAUCACCAGCACCACUGUAUUGCAUUCCAGGAGGCUGCUAAAAAACGCAAGCCAUGGAUGAAAGAGUCACUGUCCUUUCUAAAGGAUCAGUUAAGAAGGGCGAAAGAACUGAAGGUCUCAGCUGAAGAAAACAUGGAAAAAGGGAAGAAAUUUUCUGCGCGAUAUGUUCAGGAAAUAGAGGGAAUAUACACUGAAGCUAUUAAGUACUUGACGUCACUUAAAACACAGACCAUUAAUCAGAUUAAUGAACAUAAUGCUACAUUCCUAAAACAGAUGACGUCGAAAGUAGAUGAAGCAGACAUGCGUUGUACACAAAUCAAGAGCUUCCAGGAAUAUUUGACGAAUGUCCUGAACGUGGGCACUGAUGUGGAGAUCUUGGAGACUUACUCGUUGGCCAGAAAACAGAAUCUUUUCCCUCAGGACACCCCUGACGAAAACUUCUCUUUUUAUGAUGACGAUUUGGCAAACAUGCUGGAAGUUUACCCUGAACGGCAACAUAUAUCAUAUAAUUAUGGAAUGGAUGUGCGCGAAACUUACUGGGACCAUGAUUGUGGACGUCGAGUGAUCUUGCCUUGUUCCAGGCAGAACCAGGAAGACGAAUGCUACGAUGAAGAUAAUUGCAUGCUUGAUUUUGAGGAAAGGCUCCCAGAAAAUACUAGCACAACGUUAUCCACCCUUACCUCUACGAUUCACGAAAUCGUCAGCAAUUUAAUGAACGCUUUGGUGCAAUACAUGAAGACAAAGGAAGAAGCAGUGAUAGAGCAAAUCGAAAACGAAUCAGACUACUCAAUGUCCAGAGGCCGCCCUCGAAUGGAAAGCCCUACAUCCUACCAACAGCUGACACCAGAAGCAGAGGAAGCCGCCAUCCACUCCGCAAAGGUCAUGAGGUUUCAGGAGUUUACGACGAAAGUAUUCAGCUCUGGCACUCGUCUUAAGAUGUUAUAG